AGUGAACGUACACCAUCUGAAAAUUCCAAAAUGGACGCUAUUGUCAUGUCAAACGAAAAUAUAUUUUGACGUAUUUCAACAUAAUAUUAUUUCAUCGGAGAAAAAAACAAACUAAAAGCCUUCGUCCAAACAAAACUCGACGACUGUACAAGUUGAAUCGGAAAUGUUUCGCAUUGGCAUCAAAAUGGGGCCAGCCAGAAAUAAAGAGUGGACGUGUAUGUUCGGCAUGCAUGUCCGUACGGCAACAAUAAUAAUCGGCCUAUGGCAUCUGUUGUUAAAUGUAAUGGUGCUGGGUCUGCUGGCCGUUAUCAUACGGAAUCCGGAAAUGAUUCGCAACCUUGAGCACGGUGGAUUUGAUGAUUCUGUGGAUAUGGAAGCGCCAAUUUUGCCCACUCCAUUGAGCAAAAUUGACCCACCAUAUGCUUAUCGAGAUCAUUCCUUGAACUAUCACAACAUUGAUAUGGGUGGUUUGGUGUGUGUUUGCAUGAUAGGAAUAACAUUGCUGAUGAUCUACGGUGCAGUGAAGGGGAAACCAUCUCAUUUGCUGCCCUAUUUCUGUGUCCAGCUGUUCGAUUUUGCCAUCACAACACUAACCGCCGCCGGCUACCUGUGCUACCUACGCUCCGUUCACCGUUUAAUCCACGAAAGUCAUCGCUUACCAUGGCGAGAGGAAUUGCUAAAAAUGAGUCCGCAAAUGCUGAGCAUUGUCGUGCUACUGGCAUUCGUUUGCGUUGUUAUGUUUAAGGCCUAUAUCAUCGGCAUUGUCUGGCGCUGCUACAAAUAUUUGGCGAUGCGACAGCACAAUCUACGAUCGAUGCUACCGUACAUAAUACCAGAUGUGUCGACUCGUCAGGAAAGAGACUACACCACACUGUUACCUGAUUAUGAUGAGGCCAUUGCACAGAGCUUGAAACAACAACCGCCUCCAUCAUAUCAAGUGGCAAUGGCUGGCACAACUCAAUUGCCGGCUAACAAUAAUUCCGUUCCAGAAACAGUUGCAGCGAUUCCUAGUGGUGCUACCGCCACAGGAACAACGGGAUCGAAUGCGAUCAGCACUUCGGCCGAAGCAGCUAAUAAUAAUAAUCGUUCAGCAAUACAGGAUGUUUAAAUUGAUUAGCACAAAGAGAAUGAGAGAGAGAGAGAGGGAGAGAAAAGCAACCAUAAACGCAAAAGGUACUAAAUAAAAAUAGUAUUAUUCCAAAAAAAAAGAGAAGAGAAAUUAGUGAAAUAGCGAAAAUUAAACUAAAUUAAUCCUAACCAGUCGGUAAAUAUAAAAAACAAAAAAUUCAAAAUAAACGAAAUAUUCUGGGGCUAAAAAGAAAUUAUUUUU
Molecule: messenger RNA, 1330 nt
Organism: Bradysia coprophila
Lineage: Eukaryota; Metazoa; Arthropoda; Insecta; Diptera; Sciaridae
Product: lysosomal-associated transmembrane protein 4B
Cellular component (GO): lysosomal membrane
Source: RefSeq, a predicted model, not a curated record